ACAUAGAACGAAGCAGUUCGUCUGCGCUGGUUACUUGUGCUUUUCAUUGUGUGGGCGUGGCAAUGCUAGUGAUGAGCAACUGGCACAGGCUGCAGCUGCUGCUGCUGCAGCUGCUCGUGCUGCUGCAAUGUCUGGGCUGGCUGCAAGCACGCCGCGGCUUUGGUGCCGGCGAACAGGACUGGGCCUAUGUGGAGGUGCGAGAGGGCGCGCAUCUCUUCUACUGGCUGCACUACACGACGGCCAAUGUGAGCGCCCAUACGGAACGGCCGCUGGUCAUUUGGCUGCAGGGUGGACCCGGCGUUGCCUCUACAGGCUGCGGCUGCUUCGAGCAGCUGGGACCCAUUGACAUCGAGGGCAAGCCGCGCGCCAGCAAUUGGGUGCAGCAUAUGAAUAUUCUGUUCAUCGACAGCCCAGUGGGCACGGGCUACAGCUAUGUGGAGCCGCAGGGUCACUAUGCCAAAGAUAAUAAUCAAAUAGCCAAAGAUCUGGUCAAGCUGAUGCGCACAUUUCUGCACAAUCAUCCAGAAUUUCAACGCGUCCCGUUGCACAUCUUCUCGGAGAGCUAUGGCGGCAAAAUGGCACCCGAAUUCGCGCUCGAGCUGCAGCUUGCCAAGCAGCGCAAAAACCUGGAGUGCCAGCUGCAAUCGGUAGUCGUUGGCAAUCCAUGGACAUCCCCGCUGGACAGCACCUUGUCCUAUGCACCCUAUUUGCUGCAGCUGGGCAUUGUGGAUCACGACGGCUAUAGGAGCAUAGCACAUGUUGCCGCCGAGGUGGCCAGACUGGUCUAUGCCGGCAAAUGGCUGCAGGCUAUGGAUCAGGGCAUACAAGAAGUUAUCGAGAAAUAUACUGGAGGCGUGUUUCUCUACAAUACACAGCAUCGCGUUCACAUCAACGAUGUCUAUCGCUACGGCGAGGAUCCCAAGUUGAGGGAAUUUAUGAUCAACAAUGUUACCCAGGCACUGAAUCUGACGCACAUGUCCGAGUGGAUGUCACAAAAUGCGACGGUCUUCAUUAAGCUGGGCCACGACAUCUUCAAGCCAGCGGUUAAUAUAGUUACUCGACUGCUGAAUGAGACGCCGCUACGCGUGGGCGUCUACUCGGGCAUGCUGGAUCUGCUGUGCGCGACACCUGGCACCGUCAAUUGGAUCAAUCGCAUGGAAUGGAAUCGCAAGGAUUUGUAUGUAAGCGCCACACGUCGCCCAGUGCGUAUUGAUGGCAUGCUUGAGGGCUAUGAGAAGCAGGGCGGCGGCUUCAGCAUGUUCUGGGUUUAUCGCGCGGGACAUCUGGUGCAGCAGGACAAUCCCGCUGCCAUGUCUCACAUACUGCGCGAGUUUACGGGAUUCGGAUGAUAAUUCAAUGUUCUAUAUAUCUGGCAAAUAAAGUACACUAAGAGACGAAUACGUGUU
Drosophila hydei is the source of this 1406-nucleotide messenger RNA. RefSeq names its product retinoid-inducible serine carboxypeptidase-like. Gene Ontology annotation, biological process: proteolysis. The transcript has 3 exons. Lineage: Eukaryota; Metazoa; Arthropoda; Insecta; Diptera; Drosophilidae. Gene Ontology annotation, molecular function: serine-type carboxypeptidase activity. The coding region runs from base 63 to 1349 and encodes 428 amino acids. The record is from RefSeq and is a predicted model, not a curated record.